Geodia barretti is the source of this 1646-nucleotide messenger RNA. The record is from the annotation of a GenBank genome assembly. Lineage: Eukaryota; Metazoa; Porifera; Demospongiae; Tetractinellida; Geodiidae.
CAACACCACGGAAACGCUUCAUCUUCAUCGGUCAGGAGACUGGCCCUGGAAUUAUGGAUAAGCCAUCGACACCGGGACAUGUUGAUGAAGCAAGAGCAUCCCGUUCCUCUGAGCAGGGAGUGUUGUCAGGAGGGUUGCAGGACGAUUCCGCCCGUCAGCAGAGCGGAGAGAAUCGACCUAUGGACGGCGUAACUGGGCUGCUCGAAAGGGUAGUGGGGCCCACUCUAAUGGAGCUUUUAGCAAAAGCAUUUGGCGCAACUAGUACUAGUGCUGUUCCGAGUCGGCAGUCCAGACCUUCGUCAGAGAAAGAGUAUCUAUUUGUUGAGCAACCAUCAGAAAACUUCUUCUGUCCAGUGACAUUUAGUCUACUGCUCCGGCCCCAACUCACAUCAUGUUGUGGCAAACAUCUCUCUCAGGAAGCUGCUCUCAUGAUGAAAAAAGGAGGAACAUGUCCACUGUGUAAUGCUCCUCUUUUGUCCACAAAGCUGGACGUAAACUUCCAGCAUCAAGUGAACUCCCUACCCGUGUUUUGUUCUAAGAGAAAUAAAGGGUGUAACUGGAAGGGAAAAUUGGAGGAAUUGGAUCUUCAUGCCUUACUUUGUUCUAAAGGAUCUGUGGCUGGGAUGGUAAUGUCUGAAGUGUCCAAAGAUCUCCCCCAGGAGAGGGUUAACUCCAUGGAAUUAAUGCUCCCAGUUCAUAGUGGUGACAUAGAAAAAGUGAGGUUAUUGCUCUCAAAAGGUGCAGACCCAAAUAUUUUGUUAUCAUUGUUUAAAACUACACCUCUGAUGGAUGCAAGUAGAGAAGGAAAUGUUGAGAUGAUAUGUUUGCUACUGGACAAUGGAGCGGAUCCAAACCUUACAAAUAGUGAAGGUCGGACUCCUUUAAUGGCAGCAGCGAAGUACGGUCACACAGUAAGUGUGGAUAUCUUGCUACAGAGAGGUGCCAAUCCUGAUUUGCAAAAUCAAAGUGGACGGACUGCACUAAUGGAAGCAGUUCGUGAACAUCAUUUUGAAGUUGCUCUCAAGAUCCUUAGAGUUACAAAAAUGCCAUACAUCCAGGACAAGUACGGACAAAAUGCUCUUCAAAUGGCCAUUUCAAAAAGACAAGAUGGGGUUGCUAAAGCUUUACUUGUCGACUGUGCAGUUUACAGUCAUCAGCUUGAUAUGAGGGACAAUGACGGGGAAACUGCACUCAUAAUUGCCUGUAAAAACAGGAAUUUCGAAAUUGUUAGACGCCUGCUAUCUAUGCAGGCUAAUCCCAAUGUUGGAAAUAAGUAUGGAGAAACUCCUGCUGAAAUUGCAAACAGAUUAUGUGAGAAAGAGAUUUUACAAAUUCUCUUGGAGAAUGGUGCAAACAUGGUAUCAACCCCUCCUGGAGUUGAUAUGGAAACAACAGUAAGGUAUGUUCAAGAUUACUAGAUAGCUAUGUGGUUUAAAUACAUUUUUCUUGCGUUUCUCACAUCAUUACAGAAUGUGUGGCAGUGCCCAUACAUCACAAAUUUUCUCUUUUAGACAACUAGGGCUCACUUUUCCUGCCAAUUAACCCUUAGUGAGGGUUACCAUGAGGGAGGGUUACUGUGCUUGUUUGUGUCUAUGUCUUACCACGUUUUUGAUGCUUAACCCUUUGGGCACGUUUUACAUAUAUAU